Porites lobata is the source of this 8732-nucleotide messenger RNA. The record is from the annotation of a GenBank genome assembly. NCBI's taxonomy places the organism in Eukaryota, Metazoa, Cnidaria, Anthozoa, Scleractinia, Poritidae.
AUGAUCUCCCGGUCAGGGCCAGCACAUGUGAUACCACAGCCAUCAAGGGUGAGGAUUCUCUUUUGGUAAUGCUCUGAUUGGUCAAAAGGGGCUGUAAAUUAUGUAAAACAGUGCAAAAGUAUUAAAGGAGGUUAAGUGACUUAUAUUUCAUAAGGAUAUUGCUGUUUUAGGUCAAAUAUCUGCUGAAGUCAUUAAGUACCUUUACCCAUAUGCAAAAUCCUUCUUUAGAGUUACAAAGAAACUAUGAAGCAAAAUUAAUCAGAAAGCAAUUACUACUUUGUUUUGUGUCUGGUUAUUUUGCUGCGAAGCAUUUUACAAACUGCCCCCCCCCCUCCCCCUCCAAAAAAGGUAACCUAUUUGUACAACUCUGAUCAGAAAGCUUUUGUUUUGGCUGGACUGUGCUGGUGACCCAGGGGAGGCAGUUGUUCCUAAAAAUAUAUUAUUUAUUGAUAGUGAACCGAGGAUCAUAGUGAGGGAUUUUGGGAGUUUGGUCUACUAUCUGGUAGCAAAAAUCAGCCUCAGCUGGGUUUGGCACCCCGGGGCGGGGGGGGCACUUGGGUAUUUUUUGGGUGGGUAUGUGCUGCCCAGGACUCCAAAUUGGCACCCCGUUCUAAAAAAAUUUCCCCUAAAAUUGAUACCCCGUUCUAGGGUGCAAAGAGUACAACAGUUUGCUUGUUAACGCAUUGAACCAUAUUUUUAAAGCAAUCUGUCCUUGAAUAAUUUCAAAUGGCUGCUUACAAAACAGGAGCUUUCGUGCGUUCGAAAUAUUAUACCCCGUUCUAGAAAACGCCUCUGAAAUGGAUACCCCGUUCUAAAUCAGGAGCUUCAAAAUCACGACCCCGUUGGGCGGCACAUCCCCGUAUAGGUAAUCAGGGUUGUCACUAAGAUUUCAAGUUGCCAGGUAAAUACAACAAGUAGGCGGUGAAUCAAACGGCUAGGGAUUUCUUUUGGUUCUAUUUUUCUUCUAUUUUCCAAUAAAAGUAGCCGGGGGCCACUCUCUUAGUAGCCAGCGAAAAUCCCCGGCCCCCGGCUCUUAAUGACAACCCUGGGUAAUGUAUGGGAGUACCCCCCCCCCCCUGGGGUUUGGCAUAGGCUAUGGGUUUCAGGGUCACAGUGGCACAUCCCCAUCCAAAGACUCCUAAAGUCCCCCCUCUCCCCUCCCCCAGUUAAAUGGUCACUCAUGCAUCAGCAAGUGACCUCUUUACUAUUCUAGCAGAAAUCACACAAGAAAUUUUCUGAUACUGUCCUUUACACGUUUACUGUGCACUAACCCUUUAAGUCCUAAGCCUGACCGGUAUCUAAUUCCUCCUUCAGACAACAAUGCAAAAUCAAGAAGAAAGGUCCAGAAAUUAUUCUUAAAGAAUUUUUAUUAUUAUUAUCAAUGGAAUUCUCUUGAUUAGCAUUAACAAUAACUUAUAACUUCUAACUAAUCUGUAUGUUAAUAAUGUAAGCAUACACGUAGAGAUAUAAAAGAACAUAAAUUUUGAUAUUAGUAGUAAGUGUGUUAACCAUCUUAUGUGCAAAAACAAACUAUUUUGGCAUUUCCCAUUAAACCUGCAAGGUCAAUGAAAUUUAAAAUAUAUUAAUUUAAAUGUAAAUUUUACAAAUAAAUUGUAUAUUAUAUUAAAAAAUGCAAUUUCUCUUUGUUUCCCUGGAUAAAACGAUAUAUCUAACCUACAAAGCUAAAACUAAGCAAUAAACUUAAUCGUCAACUUAGAACAGUAUCAGUAAAUCAAUGGCUUUUCGAAUUAAACGGUUCCUUUAAGACGAUUGUAGCUGUAGGCCUCUUGUUCAAGCUAAUGAUGAAUACCUUUAGAAAUUUUGGCACCGUAUAAUAAGUCUGGAAAGAAGCCAGUAAUUGCCCACAUAAGACUUUUUUUGUUAAACCCUAAGUUUCGUUUACCUUUGUGUUUUGGAGAUCCACUUAUGUGUAUAAAACAAAGUUCUUCGUCAUCUUCUUCGAGGCUGUAUUUAUUCAACAGUGCAUCUUUGAAAGAAAGCUGUCUUUUGAAGGCCUGAGAAUCCAUUAUCACUACAAUACCGAGAAAGAGUAAAAAGUAAUUAUUAGACGAAAGCUUGACCAUUCAAGUACAGAAAUGAACAUUUUUUGCUGAACUUUCAAAUCCGGCUUUGCACAUUUUUUUUGUGCUCAUUCAUAUGCGAGUCACGCAAUGAAGCGCGAAAGUAAGCCAAUCACGCGCUUUGAACCUGUCAAAAUGUUGCCUAAAAGGGUUCAUUACCUCUCUUUGUGGAUAAGCACGAUGAACCAUUAGACGCUGAAGACUUUCAAAGGCAACUUUUUACCUAUUUUCUUCGGAAAAUCACACGGAAAAAAUUAUUGUUAUUGUUUUUGAGUGACCGCAAAGGAUCAAGGAGUAUUAGAGAAAGACUGGUACCUUCUACGUCAUCAUUUUGCUGCCCAGGCUACACCGAGUGGUACACAAUGUUUUCGUCUUCCAUUACACAACUGGCUCAAAUUUAAUACCGGCUCCAAUUCCUCAUUGUAAUUUCCUAACAUUGGCUGAUUAUGUGAUCUAAUUGUUCACAGAGUGGCUCUUCCUAUUUCCUUCAUUGCAAGCGACGCUUACGAGGAAUAACGACCGAGAGCGACUUGUUUCUGCCGAUGAUGUUGCCGAGUUCCUGGAUUUUCGCAAGAAUAGCGUUUUAUCCAUCGCUUUUAUGGGGUAUAGCCACAGAAAGCUCCACCAAAAGAUGGUAUGACCGAAUAGACACUCAUGUGAUACUAGGAGCUCUGCCGUUUAAGAGUCAGACCAGGGAAGUAAGUGUAAUUAAAUUUCAUCAUGUACUCCCACAUCAUUAUGCACCUAUCAAUGUAAACCCCGUGGGGGGGGGGGGAGUGCGGGGUAGGGAUUUGACAAAUUUUAAAAUUUUUUGAUCAAAUUCCCCAGGGUGGGAGACGAAAGGUCAAUCAAAAGAGCCAAAAAAGCCCCCACCCCAGGGGAAAAAAUCUAAACAAACAAUACUUUAAUACUGUAUAAAACGAAUUAAAAGAACAUUUCAAAAGUACGUCAUUACUAAACGUAAGCUCCGUUAAAUUACUCGCUGUAAUUAAGUAUUUUCUCUCUCCACUAGCAUCUCUUAUUUUGAACAACAAAAUCACUCUAGGAAGAUUGACCGUGCUAUUAUAAUAUUAAAGAAACGUAAAAUGCUUUAUAACAUCUGCUCAACAUUUCAGAACAGGUCGGAUCAGUGACCCGUAAAAAAUGGGAACUUGAAGAUAAAAACUUUCUCAAAAUAGACAUUAUCUGUUUAGAUGACAGUUUAAAGUAUCGGAUUAUGGCGAUGAAAACAAAUGAAAACUUCACACCUUUCUCCAACAGUGUGACUUUCAGAAAGCCUCGAGGGACGGACUUGGUAACCACUUCUGAAUUGAUACCAGGCUUCUGUCGGUCAAAGUCAAAUGUUCCGACACCGGGAUCUCUUCGCACGAUCAAAAGCCCGACGGGGGGGAUAGUCUCAGGCAUCAAAUCCCCGUCCUUUGCCCACACUCCCUCCCCAUGGGAUUUACAUUGAUAGGUGCAUUAGAAUUCCUCUGAAACAGAGGGGUAUGGGGCGAGUCUCUAUUAACACUGUGCCGCCUUAGCCACCUGCCCCCCCCUCUUAUACCAGUUGUAGGCGCAUUAGGGAGAUUUCUGUGUGGUCAGUGGCAUUUUUUUGUAAGUUUCUUUAUGCACAGUACUAAGUGAUACCUGAAUGGGCAAGUAUAGUAUCUUCCAUCCAAACACCCUAAGUGAGACCAAAAUCCACCCCCCCCCCAAAAAAAAAAAAAAUACACCCCAAAGUGAGACAAGAAGCAUCCCCGUCACUUUAAUAUGGGAGUUGUUCCUGAAAGGGAAAUUAUCACGCGCAUAACUAAUCCCAGAUUGGUGCUAAAAAAACUGGUUUAACAAGUUUUUCAACCGCCUGCUUCUAAAAAAAAUAUGGUGCGAAGAAUUGGCGACAGCACAAGGUUUUCUCUCGUCUGCCUUGGAGAUCGUCUUGUAGGAUUUCUACUAGUAGAUAUUUUAUUGACUCUCGGUCAAACCUAUAUCUGCUGUACAGUUCUUUGUCUGUUAGUUGGUCAAGGUCAAUUUCUCACUGUUGGAACCUUCUUUCACGUAUUUGUGAAACAGAAAGUCCACCAUUUUGUUUGUUUUGACACAUUUUUUGCCGAUUAGUGAGUUAAUCGUCCUCGCUUGGUGGGUUAAAUUUAACACGUCUACAGUUUAUUCCUAGAUUAUAGUCUUAAUCGUGCUUUCAGGAACACAAUCUAAUCGUGGGAUAACAUUUAUUUCGCGAUAAUUGGGGAUAUUUAAUCCUGGAUUAGCGAUAAUCUGCUUUCCAGGAACUGGGGCCAGGUUAGUGCUAAUUGACCUUUGAAAAACUGGGCCCUGAACUUCAGAUGAGAUAACUUUAAGGAGAUUUGACUGUUAAUCUGCAUGAAACAUGAUAAAGCUUAGAGCAAAACUGGUGAGAUUUAACUGAAUGUAAAUAUGGUGAAAAAGUUCUCCCAGGCUAGUAGGGUGGGCCAGAUUUUGGGGGUGUGUGGUUUAAUUUUUCAUUUAAUAUUUUUGAGUACAAUAUGGCAUAUUACACUUCACUCAGCUGUGUAUUUAUUGGGUGAAUAAUGGGGAUAUAAUGGUAUAGUUAUACCUCUGAUCCCCAAUUAGAGCCUGCUAUAACAUUCUGCUUCUUGUGGUGAGUCUCGAAGUCUCACUCUUGUGAGUUUCAAUGAUCAGUGUCUAUAACCUUUUCAUUUACAGCCGCCUUGCACUUUUAAGCAAGGUCAAUUGCUGCAAAUCACAGAUUAUACCCUUCACCACCUCUAAGUGGCUAUUAAUUUUUUUUCUUCUUUCUUUUAGCUGGUGGAAAAUGAAAAUGUUGAAGCAGUUGUAACUAUGAAUGAAGAUUAUGAAACAAGAUAUAUUGCCAACAGCAAACAGGUUAAUGAAAGUUUACAAACGUAUCUGACAGGGGUUUCAAUAAGCACCGACAGCUGACAAAAUGUGUCGGCUACUUUGCUCAUAUAAGUCGGCUACUUUUUUCUAGAGGAAGAAGAACAAGUUUGAAUAACUUUGGGAACAAAAAAUAUAAUUAUCGUAAAAUCUGAAUGAAAAUGUAAUUAUGAUGUGUUUUCAUGAAGGCCCACUGGUUUUAUGUUAUGCUUUAGUCAUAUAAAUGCUAUAUUUCAGUCAAUUUUCACUGGUUUCUUUAUAGGUUUACGUAGAAUUUGUUAUUGGCAAAAGUACAUAAUUUAGUUUUCAUCAUUUGUUCAUUGCUCAUUGAUUGUGACUGAUCGAUCAGAAGUUUAACGAAAGCGACACUGAUUUUCUUGAAUGAAAAACACGCUCUCUUGUCCUCAAUUUAGGUCUCAGAAUGCUGAAAAUUGCAUAAUUUUUAGGGCUUUCAAUUUUCUAAAUUUUCUGGGGAAGCACGUCAACCCACCCCCUUCCCCCCACCCCCCAUUCAGGGACUGACAAGCCCCUUUUGUUACAGUCAGUUUCUCUAUUCAAACCUGCUGGCUACUGCAAUUUUUAUUGAAACCCAUGUCUGUACAAAUGAAUUUCUGGAAUGAUAAAAGGGAAGUACAUCGUAUGACUUGCAUUUGUAUGGGUUACACUUUCGUUAAAAGUUUUCUAAUUUGUUAAUAUUUUUCCUCUUCAUUGCUCACAAUUUGAUUUUUUAAGUUGUAUGAGGUCAAAAUGGCUGGAUUUUUGCCAAGUUCUUUUUGGCAUAUUUAUGGAAUGAGACAAAGUCUAAGUCAACAAAAAUGCCAAAAAAGAAAGCGGCCAACAUCCAGCCAUCUUGGAGAUGAUGACCUCUGGAGAUCUCAAAUCUGGAGACACUCUAUUUUGCACUACACCCUCUUCCCCCAACUGUCAACUUCCCCCGACUGUCAAUAGCCCCCGACUGUCAAUAGCCCCCCCAACCCCAUCCCCCCACCCACAAAAUGACCCAGAUGCCUUGGCUUAGGACAAAAUUCGCUUUCAUGAUUGUAAUGACAAAAUGAUCUUUGUCAGUGACUGAAUACUAGCAAAAAUGUCCAAGAAACCGUACAAUAAACAAAAAAAGAGUCAAAUUUUGCAGAAAAAUAGCGGCUAAAUUUCAAACUAAAGCACAGAAUAGCUCAAAAGUCCAUUUAUUCUGGGAGAUUUGGGGCGUGAUCCAUUCAAUCCAUUUAUUCCAACCAAAAGGUGGACCCAUUUUUUUGAAACUUUUCCCGUUGGACCAAACCGAUCCAUAUUGGACCGAAAUUUCCGAAAAUUUUGGUUGAAUGGAUCACGCCCUUGGUGACCUGUACGGGAGAGCGGAAGAUCAGUGCCGCAUCUGCGAGACUCCCGGAUAAUCUGGGAGAGUUGGCAUGUAUCCCAUCUUGACCAAACAAGCUUGGUCAAUAAAGGAUUCAUCAUAUGGCCCAAAAGAUCACUUUUUCCUGUCGGACCAUUGCCGGGAAGAUAGGAUCAUCUAGCCCACUUGGGUAGCCAAUUUGAAUGCCAUCAGGAUUCACUUCAUCUUACCAGCUUGUGGAUAGUGGUUAUUUUGAAUUUUUUUGUUAUUGACCUCACCAGGAAUGGGCAGAAUGGGGUGUUACUCAGCUGCAGUUGUCAACUGUAGAUUUUAACAAUGCACCAUCUCAGGAGAUGAUACAGAGGGGUGUGGCUUUUAUUGAAGAGAUGAACCAGAAUGAAAAAACAGUGUAUGUCCACUGCAAGGCAGGAAGAGGGCGGAGUACUACACUAGUGGCGUGUUAUUUAAUGAAGGUAUGUUCUGUUACUACUUACUACUUACAGUAUUCACCAGGCUUGAAAUUCACCAUCACAUUUCUAUCAUUGCACAUAAUCACAUAUAGCGGAAAUUCUAGCCCUAGUAGUACGCAGGAUGUUUGUCACAUGAACCUAGUUCACUGGCCUUAGCUCCCACAAGUCUCUUGUAGCUCAGUGGCAGAGCAUCUGGACUAGUAACCACAAGGUCAUAGGAUCAUAUCUUGUUGGGAACACUCAGAUUUUCUCUCCUGUGCCACCUGUAGCCUCUCAUGCAGGCAUUUUUAGGGAGUUGUAUUUCCUCCCCCCCCCCCUCCCCACUCCUGACACAAAGGGGGGAGGAAAUACAACUCCCCUAAACACCUGGAUAGGAGGCUAAGCCACCUGUGUUACUGACUGUAAAAAUAUCUUUCUUAAAUCAUGAUUUUAGUUUUUUCCAGGAUUAUUAUGAUUAUUAAGCUGUAUGUAAAAGUAACUCUCACUGUUUUCUUUUGUCACUUUAGGCUAAGAAACUUACUCCAGAGAAAGCACAUGAGUACAUCAAAAGUCGAAGACCUCACAUCUUACUUGCUUCUCGGCAAUGGGAGGCCAUUCGAUUAUUCCAUAAAAGCCUUAAUACUCAACAAGAUAAUGAUCACAUUUUAUAACAAUACACAACUUCCUCCCCAGCCCCAUGACAUUCAUUCUCUAUUCCAAAUCUGCUCAGUUCUGGAGCAUUGUUUUACCUUGUAAUCAAGUAAAAUACCUUACUUGUGAAACGCUUGUACCAAUUCAUGUACAUUAUGCUUUCCCUAUUUUACUGUAUAAAUGCAUUUUAAAAUGCCCUCUAAAGAACUAGAUAUAAACGAGGCUUCUUAAGUGGGCACUGUGGUAAAAAAAAUGUCUUGUUCUCCAAAUAUUGUGGGUGUUUCCCGUUUACAUCUCAGCGCCAUCUCGCUCGAUCGUAAAAUUUCCUUAGUAAUAUUACUGUAACAACAGUACGGCUGGAGCUGUCCUUGCAAAAAAUGGCUUAAAAUUUGUGGGAAAAAAGUGAUUUUGGUUAUUAAAAUUUGAAAUGAUUAAGUAAUGGACAAAGACAGGAUACACGUGCCAACUUAUAUUUAUACGGCCUUGUGUAAUAAUUAUGGAGCCUGGCCUACCUCAACAAGCUUUGCUAUGUGCAGUCUAAGGUCGAAGGUCGUCCAGUGCAUCCCUGAAUUGUAUAAGCCAAAGCAAUAUAUAAAACGUGUGCAAGAGAAAUGUUGCGUGUUUUCCCUCUUCUCGAGUGUUUCCUAAAAUUUCCCAAGUGCUCGUGUAACUCACGAACACGUGAGAAACGUUUCUUUACUAUGCGCGUGCUAAUCCUGUGGAUAAGAAAUACACUCCUAUUUAUACGCACGAACAACGUAGCAAGGAGGCGUGUAGAGCGAACUAUAAGCUUGGAUAUUUGUUAAGUGCCGUCUGUAAAAUACAACUUGACUAUCCACAACUAUAAAUGUAUAAAAUCUGGGCUAAAGUCUUAACUGAAAAAACCUUUUGAUACUACAAGGGAAAGGCGGGAACGCAUCCCUCAAGCAAAUGCAGGCGCCUUAGACUUGGAGGGUAAAAGGGACAAAGGAAAUACAAUGGAACCUCCCCCUGGGGAUACCUUUAUUCAAGGGACAUCUCCAUUCGAGGGACACAAAAUUUGGUCCCAGAAAAAUGCGGUUCACAUAAUCUUUGGGCACUCUUUUGCACGAAAAAAAAAACACUCUCAAAAAGCGUUCAUAAGUCUAAGCUUGCACAAGUCACAAGGACAACAGCUCUCACAACAUGAACUAUCUCAGUUAAAUCUAUGUACUGCACUCGUGGGAAUUCUACACACAACAUCGCAGAGAUGGGUUAAUCAUGAUUUCUUAAAAAGGUUCAAGAGCUGAGGUGCAUACAUAAUGACCUAAGAGCGUACCAUAGCGUGCGUGCGCUAUGGAAUAAAAUGAACUUGUUUCUCUUGAC